This is a messenger RNA of Prunus dulcis (almond), 956 nucleotides long. RefSeq lists its product as uncharacterized. The coding region runs from base 106 to 615 and encodes 169 amino acids. The transcript has a single exon. NCBI's taxonomy places the organism in Eukaryota, Viridiplantae, Streptophyta, Magnoliopsida, Rosales, Rosaceae. The record is from RefSeq and is a predicted model, not a curated record.
GGUCAUAAAAUUUUCUUACCAAAAAAGAAGCAAAGAAAAAUAGUCCGGACUGAAAACAGAGCAGAAACAGAGCCAAGACUUCAAAACUCGGUUCUUCAUUCAUCAAUGGCGUCGAGGAAGGCCAUCUUCCCCACCUCGUCGAUCGGCGACAACCCAAUUGGCUCAGACGGGCUCUUCGAGUUCGACGAGGCCGAUAUAUGGAGCUCGUCGAACCCAGUUGCAGAACAGAAGAAGAACGCCAUACCCAGUUACAGAGAGCUGAAGAAAAUGGGGAGGAAGACGACGAUGCUGAUGAGCAUGGCUGAUCAGAAAAAUAGUGCCAAGGUGACGUCAGCGUCGUUGCCGGUGAACAUUCCGGACUGGUCCAAUAUUCUGAAAGACGCGUACAAAGACCAGAGGCAGAGGGACAGCGAUGAAGACCGUGGAAAAGAAGAUUUUGACGGUGGCGAUGAUGAUGAUGAUGCCGGAGAUGGAAGGGUCCCGCCUCACGAGUACUUGGCGAGGACGAGAGGGGCUUCGUUUUCUGUUCAUGAAGGGAUUGGGAGGACCUUGAAAGGCAGAGACUUGAGGCGAGUGAGAAACGCGAUUUGGAAAAAAGUUGGGUUCGAAGAUUGAUCGGUAGCAAAUUUUAGGACUUAAGGCCGAAAAAAAAAAAACAGAGACUUACUGGAACUUUUGGUAGGGCAAGCAAAGAAAAAUUUGAAAUCAACGAUGACUGGUUUCUAAUUUAAUUUAUAUCUAUGAUCUCCGUUAAACUGGUUUGAUAUUUUAGAAGCGACUUGGCAACGGAUCUUGAUCUUAUUUUGAUUAUUAACAACGUUAAUGUUUUUUUUUUUUUUCUCUGGUGCUGGUUUGAUCUUUCUGGGUUUGUUUUGCUUUGGGUGCCUGAGUUUUAUGAGAGGACCUGAGUUUUGCAGAGCCCAAAGUCUCUUAAUGAUAUUUUGGUUUUGAGAUCA